AUGGCCUCAACACCACCCGACGGGGAAGCAGCGAUGGUAUGGUGGUCCAGACGCCAUCCUCCAGCAAAUCCCACCGAGUCUUUUGCUGGAAAGACAGUUCUCAUUACCGGAGCCAAUGCUGGACUUGGAUUUGAAGCCUCACUCAAAUUCGCUGCACUGGGUGCUUCUCGUCUUAUAUUCGGCGUUCGGACUCUCUGGAAAGGCGAAGAGGCUCGUUCUAAGAUAUGCCAGCAGACCGGAUAUAGCAAGGACAACAUUCAUCUAUAUGAGCUUGACAUGAGCACAUUUGAUUCUGUUAAACGAUUCGCUGUGGCCAUCUCCAGAGAAGAGAGAAUCGACAUUGCCAUUUUAAACGCAGGCGUCGUAUCGCCAUCAUUUCGCCUCAGCCCGGAAGGUUACGAGAUGACAGUUCAGGUCAUGGUUCUAUCUACGGCGCUGCUGGCAAUUUUGAUUAUUCCACAACUUCGGAAAUCGGCCAUGAUAGCCAAAACUCCGGCCCACCUCGAAAUAGUGGCAAGCAUUGCUUCUCGUUCCGCUAAGAUCGAUUGUUUCUCUCAAAGCAACGACGCAAUCUUGAACCAGGUCAACCAAGCCAAAUUCUUUGGUGUACAACGACAAUACCAAAUUGCGAAACUGUUUCAAAUGUACAUUUUGGAGGGACUGGUACAAGGGACAAGGUCAAUUGAAUGCGACCCAGGUGAUCCUGGCAUUAUCAUCAAUGCGGUUUGCCCUGGACCUUGCAAAACAACCAUAGGUCGCGAUUUCUCUACCAUCUUGCAGGUUCCAAUGCUCAUACUCCAAUCUAUCUUCUUCCGUACAGCCGAACAGGGGGCAAGGAGUUAUGUUAGCGGUGCAAUUCUGGGUCCUGAGUGUCAUGGAAAGCUAUGGAACUCUGAUAUAUUCCUCGACAUGGGGGAAUCGUGUACAAGCGUACAGGGAAAAGCCACUCAGAAGAAGGUAUGGCAGGAGAUCGUGGAGGUGCUGCGACCACACGCGCCGGAAGAAAUAUUGAAACCUUAUGUGCUUUGA
This is a messenger RNA of Penicillium manginii, 1029 nucleotides long. RefSeq lists its product as uncharacterized. The transcript is spliced from 2 exons. The record is from RefSeq and is a predicted model, not a curated record. The coding region runs from base 1 to 1029 and encodes 342 amino acids. NCBI's taxonomy places the organism in Eukaryota, Fungi, Ascomycota, Eurotiomycetes, Eurotiales, Aspergillaceae.